Molecule: messenger RNA, 649 nt
Organism: Engraulis encrasicolus (European anchovy)
Lineage: Eukaryota; Metazoa; Chordata; Actinopteri; Clupeiformes; Engraulidae
Product: ictacalcin-like
Exons: 3
Coding region: 135-401 (88 amino acids)
Molecular function (GO): calcium-dependent protein binding; transition metal ion binding; calcium ion binding
Source: RefSeq, a predicted model, not a curated record
AGAUUAGCUGGUAGGUGUGGCAUAUCCAGGAUAAAACUGCCUCUGCUCCACUACUGUCCACUCCGUCACUCUCACCCCUCUCUUUGGUUUUCAUUUCAAUUUCAAGUCUUCAGGACCCGCUAUUCCGUUGCACCAUGUCUCUGAUGUCGGCUAUGGCUACGCUCAUCAAAAUCUUUGAUGACUACGCAGGCAAAGACGGAGAUGCUUCAACCCUGAGCAACAGUGAAGUAAAAGCCCUGCUCAAAAAAGAAUUUGGCGCCAAAUGUGAGACCGCAAGUGAAAAAGCGCAAUGUGACAAAAUGUUCGCGGAUCUUGAUGCCAACGGGGAUGGCAAAGUGGACUUCACAGAGUUUGUCACCCUGGUGGCUGCCCUUACUUCCUUGAUCAAGGGGUCGAUGUGAAACACGUGUGUACACAUAACCAUUUGCGGACAGACACACUUACGGUAUAAACACACACCGUUUUACAUCAUCACAAAGCCAAGCUUGGUGUUACAAUUAGGGUAUGUUCCGUUUCAGAACCUGAAAAACAAAGUGUCACCUUUUUGUCAUAAAAAAAUAACACUGUAUGUCGCACACCCUCACAAGAAUAUGCAACUGUGCAGGUGAUAGAUGUAACAACAUGUAAUAAAUAUUUUGAAUAAAGACUA